Branchiostoma floridae (Florida lancelet) is the source of this 2150-nucleotide messenger RNA. Its product is annotated as hemicentin-1-like. Gene Ontology annotation, molecular function: serine-type endopeptidase inhibitor activity. Bases 241 to 1629 code for a protein of 462 amino acids. Gene Ontology annotation, biological process: extracellular matrix organization. NCBI's taxonomy places the organism in Eukaryota, Metazoa, Chordata, Leptocardii, Amphioxiformes, Branchiostomatidae. The transcript has 9 exons. The record is from RefSeq and is a predicted model, not a curated record.
CCUAAUCUUCUCAAGCUGUUCAUAUUUUCACGGAAUCUGGACCAAUGGUGGCAAAGAAACAUGUUCCUUAGUUUCUAGAUUGUGUCUCAGUGACCGCCUAAGAGAAAUGAUAUACUAUUUUGCUCAGUUUCACCCGUUCUAUAAUACCAUACGGCCCUGGUGCUAAUACGUGCGACUGGUAACGGUCUUGAGUACAGUAUUCCUGUAGUUUUUCAUUGUGAGAGACCGCCGUAUUGAAGGAUGGAGACAGCAGCGUUGGUUGUCCUGGUAGUCACGACCGCACUGCAGACGACUCUUGCCGUGCCGGGAAAGUCAAGAGCUGCGGCCGCCCCGCGAUGUUCGUACGACCUGUGUAUGCUGUCGUGUAUGGGCGGAUACAAGAAGGACGAGAACGGGUGCUACAUCUGCGUCUGCAAGGAAGUUGACGGGAACUGGAGCCCGUGGACGGCGUGGGGCGAGUGCACGGAGACGUGCGGCGGGGGACAGCAGGCCCGCUCCCGGGAGUGUACGGACCCCGCCCCGGCACACGGCGGGAAGGGCUGCGACGGCGGAACCCACGAGACACAGGCCUGCAACGAGAAGCCAUGUCCGGAUGACUUCCAGUGGUCGAAGUGGUCUACCUGGGGCGGAUGUACCAAGUCAUGCGGAGGGGGGCAGCAGCGGCGGAGCAGGAAGUGCCAGGGCUGGGCGGACGGUGCGGCGGGGUGCGAGGGGGGCUCCGAGGAGACCCGAACCUGCAACGCCGACGACUGCCCCACGGAUGGCGUGUGGGGCCCGUGGUCUGACUGGGGCGCAUGCUCAGUAACGUGUGGAGCAGGCGUGGAGAGGCGGACCCAUGAAUGUGUGGGACCGACUAACGGCGGGAAGGACUGUCAUGGCGACAAGGAGGAGACCAGGCGAUGUGUCAAGAAACCUUGUCCCGUUGACGGCGUGUGGGAAGAAUGGGGCGAGUGGGAGCAGUGCACGGAGAGCUGUGGCGGCGGGGUGCAGUCCCGUCUGCGGAACUGCCGCGGACCCUCCCACGGAGGGCGGGAGUGCAAAGGAGAGAACAUCCAACUGCGACCGUGUAGCAACGGUCCAUGCCCAGUCGACGGGAGCUGGAAAGAGUGGUCGGAGUGGACGGAGUGCUCGGCCACGUGCGACGGGGGCAGGCGGCAGCGCGCCCGAGAGUGUGAGCCUCCUCAGCACGGUGGUGCCGGCUGCACGGGCAACCGGCUGGACACUCAAUCCUGCAAUACACAUGAUUGUCCAUCCCGCCAUGACAAGUCGGCCCGGCGCGACCUGUGGACCCGUAGCCCCACCGGGUGCCAGUGUUACUGGGACCACCGUCGGCGGGACUGCGCGUGUUGCGAGGACGGCGGGUGCCAGUGUACCCACGACAGCCCGCACCAGUGUGUGCGCUGUGGCUACGGGGCCGACUGCGGCAGGCAUAUGUACGCCCCAGAAGACGGCGUCGACGGCUGGACCAAGACCAUGACGGGCUGCGCAUGCCCAGGAGGGGAGGGUCGGCAGUGCGCAUGCUGCCAAAAUGGCGGCUGCCCCUGCGGGGAAGGACGGCAGAAGAACCAGUGCGUCCUGUGUGGGAGCGAAGACAAGCACUGCGGCAAGAAGCCGCACAUCUUUGGUUAACUGCGAACAAAUGUUAUUCUCCAAUCCGAUGUAGGGUCCAUCCCAAUGCUUGACGUGUGUUUUUGAGACUUUUUUUAAAUACCUUCUUAGAAGAGGAAGUGAUAAAAAGGUGGACCUCUUGGAAGAUGCAUAAAAAAACAUCAAAACAUGCGUAAAACAUUCAGCGAAACUUUACAUCUACUUGAAGAUUUGACAGGUACCUAGUAUAAGGUACAUGCUGCCGUGUACACGCUACACGUAAUAGCUACUAUUUAUUGAAUAAAUAGAUGUAAAAACGUGGGUUUUAAAAGGAGUAAAUUGAUAAUUGCUCACGUUGUAUCUAUUCAGUUACUUUAGCACACAAUGACGGUGUUGCUGUUGUGAGAUAUUGUUUUGUCUAGAAAACGAAGCACACAAUGAUCGUCAUCUCAAGGAUGUCUGGGGUACAUCCUUGGUCGUCAUCAGACCACAGGCUCCUCUUGUUUUGUGGCAUGGAGGUGACUACAGCUGUGUCACUGUAAUAAAAUUCCCAUGCUGUCGGA